AUGAGGAGGGUGACAGAGACAUGUGUGUUGGGUGAUUUGGAGCACUUCGAGAGUCGCCGUGAUUUUGGAUAUUGUAGGCAUAUUAAGGUCGAGAAGGUAAUGGGAGCUAUGCGUAAGAUGAGCAGGGGUAGAGCGACUGGGCCAGAUGAAAUUCCGGUUGAAUUCUGGAGGAGGUUGGUGGAACAGUAUAGAGAUAAGAAGAAUGAUUUAUGUAUGGUGUUUAUUGACCUAGAGAAAGCGUACGACAAGGUCCCGAGAGGGGUUCUUUGGAAGUGCUUGGAGACUAAAUGUGUUCCGGUAGCAUACAUUAUGGUGAUUAAGAACAUGUAUGAUGGAGCUAAGACUCGGGUUAGGAUAGUGGGAGGUGACUCGGAGUAUUUUCCGGUGGUUAUGGGUUUACACCAAGGAUCUGCGCUCAAUCCUUUCCUAUUUGCCUUGGCGAUAGAUGCUCUGACGCACCAUAUUCAAUGA
Molecule: messenger RNA, 471 nt
Organism: Nicotiana tabacum (common tobacco)
Lineage: Eukaryota; Viridiplantae; Streptophyta; Magnoliopsida; Solanales; Solanaceae
Source: RefSeq, a predicted model, not a curated record